AUGAAAUCGCCUCCCGCGCCGAAGACAGACGAUCAUCCGAAAGAUCCCCAUCUCCGAUCUCCUUUGAGCAGAAGAAUCAGGAUGUGCAAGUAUAGGAACUUCAUCGCACUUGUGCCCAAGCGCAUCUUGUACAGCCGGGAUAGGGCGGAUCCUGAGCAGAGAUUCCGCAUCUCUGAAAUUGCCCUCUCCUCGUCUAUAUUCAUUGCCAGGUCCGGAUACGAAGGCGCCUCGAUUACUGCGGGAUCCUUACGCAUUAAGGAGAAGGAAUGCGACGGCCCAAUAUAA
Messenger RNA from Penicillium chermesinum, 285 nucleotides. RefSeq lists its product as uncharacterized. The coding region runs from base 1 to 285 and encodes 94 amino acids. The transcript has a single exon. The record is from RefSeq and is a predicted model, not a curated record. NCBI's taxonomy places the organism in Eukaryota, Fungi, Ascomycota, Eurotiomycetes, Eurotiales, Aspergillaceae.